CAAGUGUUCUGCAGACCCGAAUGGCGUCACCUCAUUGGCCGAGAGCCUAUCAAUCAUGCCUUUAGCCGCACCCCUCCCCCCAUUCAACCACUCGCCUCUCUGUUCCAGUGUGUUUACUACACUGCCGAGCAUAAGGGAGACACUCGUCUUCACAUGCACUGAAACCACAGAGAAAAACAGUUUUUAGUUGUAUUUGUAAGAAAACCUACAAGAGAUCAACAUGCCCAAGAGAAAGUCACAGGGAACAGAAGGAGGCGAAAAGGAGGAGCCCCAGAGGAGAUCAGCUCGGUUAUCAGCGAAACCGGCCCAACCCAAGCCGGAGCCAAAGGCCAAGAAGGCAGCAAAGAAAGAAAAGGCUGUGAAUGAUAAGAAGGAGGACAAGAAAACCAAGAAGGCGAAGGAGAACGCAGAGGCAGAGGCAAACGAGGAAAACCACUCUGAGAACGGAGAGGCCAAGACCAACGAGGUGGAGGCAGCCCCCGAGGAGGCCAAGGAGGAGGCCAAGUCCGAGUAGCACCACUGCCCAAGCUUCCUCCUCCUCUACAAACCCCUCCCUUCCCCUGAACCCCCAGCCAGCCAGCCAGCCCCCCCAAGUCUCUCACAUGGUUUCCCUCCAAGGCGUAUUGUUAACAGAGGAAUAUUUUUAUCAAUGAUUUUAUAAGUAUCCGUACAGAUUUUUAGCACAAAAAGCAAAGCUGAUUAUGGAGCGCCUUGCAGAUUUGCAGUGGUCAUAUCAAGUGUCUGCAAGCAAGAUGAACACACUAAAAUCUUUUUUAAAUGGCAUUUCAUGAUUGUUGAAGGCUUGUGUGGUGUAGAAAGUGUGUCCCUGCCGGAUUGGCUAUGUUGUGAGUUGUGUAUUCCUGUGUUUUUCCUCCUUCCCCCAAUCUCCCACCCUCCUCCCCUCUUCCUCCACAGAUUAGACCUUCCUCCCCCCUACAGUUCAGCCUUUAUCCAUGUUUUAUUAACGGUUCAGCCAUGUUAAUGUGGGUGAUUCUUUUAGACCUCUAAAUGUGCAGUGAGUUCCCUUUGCUUCUGUCUCUUGUUUUUUUGUUUUUUUUUUUCAUUGAAAUCGUGUUUUAAAAAAAAAAACAGCGUGUUGAAGUGUGUUGUCCAUAAGAAAGAGGAAGACGAACAUGUGAAACAUUCCGGGAACAGCGAUUGCCUCCAACCUGUCUCCUAGACGACCCUGCGUGUAAAACAGCUCCUGCUCCAUCCACGCUGUCACGUCAGCUUUUCUAAACACUCUGGUUUUUUUAAAACAAUCAAAUUUGGAAACCUUCUCUGACAAAUGCAGGUGUCUGAUCCCUCUCUUAUGUUCUGAAAUUCUCUUAAUAAAACGAAGUCCUGGGAAUUUUCCUCGAA
Micropterus dolomieu (smallmouth bass) is the source of this 1362-nucleotide messenger RNA. RefSeq names its product high mobility group nucleosomal binding domain 7 (gene hmgn7). Bases 221 to 514 code for a protein of 97 amino acids. The record is from RefSeq and is a predicted model, not a curated record. Gene Ontology annotation, molecular function: nucleosomal DNA binding. Gene Ontology annotation, biological process: chromatin organization. The transcript is spliced from 6 exons. Gene Ontology annotation, cellular component: nucleus; chromatin. Lineage: Eukaryota; Metazoa; Chordata; Actinopteri; Centrarchiformes; Centrarchidae.